UUGCUUGCCAUUGCUUCGUCAUUCUGCAUUGGUCCCGAUUUCUUAGCAUCGUAGCACAGUAGUUUGCUUCAGUCCUCCCUGCAUCUCCGGCGGAAGUUUUCAGGGCGCUUAAUGAGCAGGUCGCGGAUCGCACAAUCGCGUGUUCUUUCUCUGCGUGUUUCUGUGCGCAGUCGAGCCGCAUUUCCGCUGUGUAAGUUGUGGUGUUCUCUUGUUUGGCGGAAGUAGAGUGUUUGCGGAAUCUUGGUGUCGGGAGCGGCCUUUGGUGGCCUCUGCGGGGCUUUUUUCGAGUGUUUGCGAUGAGGAAAUCUCGAGAUCGAGGCAUCCUACUAUAUGGCAACUACAACUUUAUCCAUGAGCCCCAAAAGCCCUUUGAGAAGCGGUCCUGCUGCUCUGCAUUGCGACUGCUCUGCUCCUCCGAGGAACCAUGAAGCAAUGGAUGCUGAGUCGGUUGAACCGAAAUUAAGCUCCCCAGGAGCACAUCUUCAAAUCCAACUGGAGGAGAAGUAUUUAUUGGAGAAAAUUCCAUCUCCAAUCAGAGUAAAGCCCGUGAAGUCGACAGCUGAACCUUCCUCUCCUGAACUUUCUCCGCCUCCAUCACCGAAACGCAAGAGAGAGGUAGAAUUUAGCAGAGAUUUGAAGGAUGUUGCUUUUACAGCUGUUCUUCCUGCAAAGAACGUUGAUUUGCAUCGAUCCCAAUCAACUUUCUAGCUGAACUUGUGCUUUUAUUCAGCAUUGCAUCUCUUACAACGUUGCCGGUAUGUAGGCUUAGCAUCAGCGCACUUGGAUGCUAGUAGACAAAUUAUUGCCAAGAAAGAUCAAUAUGUCAUUUUCGUGGAGUUUUGCGUGCCAACUUGACGAGUCUUGCAGCAAAGCUGUAACUUAGUAGGUAAUGGAUGUCACCUUAGCAUUUAAAUUUCGUGGAGCUUGGGUGGGGUUUGAGGUAAUGUAAGCCAAUAUCAUAGUUGUACUCGUAACAGUCCAGUCUUGGUAAUAUGGAGAAGAGCCAAAGACGUGCAAGAGCUCGUCUUUCACUAUGUACAUAACUUGAACAGGAAACCAGCUCCUCUUCAUUUGGCUUUGUAUUUUAUAUCCGUGUACUGGAGUGUACAUUUCAUCUCAAGGAUGUUAUACUAUGUAGCCCUUGAGUGAUCUUUUGGCAAUAUGAAUUCCACACAUACUCAAAGCAGACAACUUAAUUUGA
This is a messenger RNA of Physcomitrium patens, 1201 nucleotides long. RefSeq lists its product as uncharacterized. Lineage: Eukaryota; Viridiplantae; Streptophyta; Bryopsida; Funariales; Funariaceae. The record is from RefSeq and is a predicted model, not a curated record.